AUGAAUGAGCUUAGAAGCAAAAGAUACACAAGUCAAAUACAAUUGUUGUACGAUGAACAAAUAUAUGAAUUGUAUGAAGAAAACUUAGAAAAUUAAAUUAAAAGAAAUAAAGAGGUAAUGGAGAAGGCAUUUUUCAUGAUUGAAAAGUAUUAUUUGCCUAAGAAGACCUGUUUGGAAGGAAUCCUGGAUUCGAUUCUAAUAAUGGAACCUUUGUUUCAUCAUAUUUAAUACGAUAAAGAGACUUUGAACACCUAUUUUUAUUCGGUCGAUCAGCUGAAUUUUAGAUCAAGUUGCUAUUAGGUGUUGUAAACUAUAACAGAUCAAGAUGUUGAAUUAAAGAGCAAGGAUGAGAUAGAGAAGAUGGAGCUAUUUUAGGAAUUUUAUGAUAAGUUUUAUUAAAAUGAUUUUACUUAGAGUAAAAUGUAUUUAGAAUCAAGAGCGAUGGAUUUUAGGAAAAAGUUAGAAGAAUUCACCGAGUUGUUUAGUGAUGAUUCUCAAAAGAUUUUAGAUGUCACCAAGUAAUUAAUGUUAAAGGCCAAACAAUCUUUAAACAAUUUAAGACUAUUAAUUCAACCUGAAACAGACUAAGCCAUAUAUUCUUACAAUAUUCAAAAGCAGAGGUACGAUUUAUUAAGAGAGAAGGAAGUGUUUUUGAAAUAGUAAAUCUUGUACAAUGACGAAGCAUUUCAAAUUGAAUAGACUUAACAUAUACAAUUGCGAGAUAGUGUGGAUAAGUUGAUAGCUGAAUAAGAGAUGUUAUAUAAAGAAUUGAGUGAUGAAAAUAGAUAGAAUGUGUUGAACAUGAUUAGAGUUCAAAAUUGGGAUAUUAUGAAAAACCAAGAGGAAGAAGAAUUCAGAAAACAAUCUCAAAAAUUCAAUCCUGGAAGAAGACAUGAUUAUGAUUUAUGAUUUAUUGAAUAGUAAUAAAUAAAUUGAAAUUC
This is a messenger RNA of Paramecium tetraurelia, 941 nucleotides long. RefSeq lists its product as uncharacterized. NCBI's taxonomy places the organism in Eukaryota, Ciliophora, Oligohymenophorea, Peniculida, Parameciidae. The record is from RefSeq and is a predicted model, not a curated record. The transcript has 3 exons.